AUGAGCGUCAGAGACGGCGACGACGAUGACGAAGACGACGAGGCCAGCGUCCGCGAUGAUCCAGUUGACCUACCAAAUCAGCUAACAGAUGAAAUUCAAACCCCACCGGAGUCGAAUUCAAAUCCUGACUGCCUUCUACCGUCCCCACGUAUGAGUCUCGCCGACGUGUUGGAAGCCGAACGGCAGUCUCGACCUACCACCCUGGCAGCUAAUGGUGGCGACUCGUUGACUUCUGCCAAUGAUAACGACGUUAGGCUGACAACAACCAUACCGGUGACGCCGGCGAGGGUGUCGUUGAUGAGAUUGCUGGAGGAAACGGACGAUCACGAUGAAAAGGAAGGAGGGGGGAUGGAUCCUGUGUGUUGCGUGUGUAUGAGAAGGAAGAAGGGUGCAGCAUUCAUACCGUGUGGACACACAUUCUGUAGGGUGUGUUCGAGGGAGUUAUGGUUGAAUCGAGGUUCGUGUCCACUUUGUAACCGUUCGAUUCUCGAGAUCCUUGACAUAUAUUAA
Molecule: messenger RNA, 510 nt
Organism: Lactuca virosa
Lineage: Eukaryota; Viridiplantae; Streptophyta; Magnoliopsida; Asterales; Asteraceae
Source: the annotation of a GenBank genome assembly